Molecule: messenger RNA, 814 nt
Organism: Plutella xylostella (diamondback moth)
Lineage: Eukaryota; Metazoa; Arthropoda; Insecta; Lepidoptera; Plutellidae
Gene: crim
Product: QVR superfamily protein crim
Biological process (GO): sleep; positive regulation of voltage-gated potassium channel activity; regulation of synaptic transmission, cholinergic
Source: RefSeq, a predicted model, not a curated record
UUGUGUCUCGUGUGGCGUGUAUUCGUACCGUAUUUCAGUGUUAUUUUAUUAUUUUGUGUAGUUAUUUGAUUUAAAAAAUUUACCGCAUAACCAUGAAACAAUACAUUAUUUUGUGUAUUUUAUUUGCCACUAUUUCAAAGAGUCUUGCAAUAUGGUGUUACCAAUGUUCGCCGGCGAAGCCCGGCUGCAAUGAGCCGUUCAACUGGAGGGGUGUGGGGUACCUCGGCACAGCCUGCCCUGAUGAUGGAGAUGUUUGUGUUAAACUUAUUGAAAGGAAAGGAGCGGAAGAAGUUAUAACCCGAGAUUGCUUAAGCAAUUUCAAAGCUGUACGGACAGACAUUCCGGCAGAUACAUAUGAAGGUUGCAGACCAGCUGCCCGAGAUGUGAAUCUGGCCAACUAUGUCAAUAACACUAUUAAGGAAUAUGAUUUGAAAAGGGACAUGUAUGAUGCAACAUGGUGCUUUUGCUUCUUGGAUCACCGCUGCAACGGGGCAUCUCUGUCUUCACUGUCAAUGGCUCUUCUAAUACUUACAUCUGUUGGUGUGUGGAUAUCGAAACUGUAACUCAUAAAUAGGUAUGUGCUGAAUCUCAUUGUACAUUUAGCUUUUAGACUGGCAUUGAGAAAAACUUACAGAAGUUGACUGCUGCAAUUUGAUGCAAUUGCAAUGUCUAUUGCUAGAGUCCAAACCACUCUAUAGGUACAUAAAAAAACCAAUGACAACAGUAAGGACACCUACCUCAGUUGCUUGAAGGAACUUUAAAAGGUUGUCAUUUAAUUGAUUGCUUUUAUACAGGACAGAAAGUUACAGAAAUA